AUGGAAAGAUCAGACAAGCUCCCUUAUGCUCGAGAGACUUCGUGCUAUGACGAUUGCCCGUACCUUACAAUGACUGAGUUUCUGCCGCAACUAGAGCUGGCCACGAAUCCAAAGGUCAUCAAUAUAUCAUCUUCUUUUGGCUCUAUCUCGAAACCUGGCUUUUUGUAUACUAAGCUGACUGGCUGGGACGGAGAGGAUGAUAUGGAAACCUGCAUCAAGGGACUGAUGAAAAUCAUCGACUCCAUCUCACAUGAAGAUACUGGUGCUUUCUUAAAAUGGGACGGUAGCAAGAUCCCAUUCUAA
Molecule: messenger RNA, 303 nt
Organism: Metarhizium robertsii ARSEF 23
Lineage: Eukaryota; Fungi; Ascomycota; Sordariomycetes; Hypocreales; Clavicipitaceae
Exons: 3
Coding region: 1-303 (100 amino acids)
Source: RefSeq, a predicted model, not a curated record